AUGGGUCUGCACUUUUAUCUCAAUAUUACCAGAGUUUUAGGAUACGUCAGGUUUCAUAUCCUCUUCAUGGCCAUCUUAGUGGAGACAGUUCAUUCGGUGAAAUAUAAGGAUUGUGAGGCCACUGUGUGUAGCAAGAGCGGUCUGAACAUAAGCUAUCCCUUUUAUGUUGCUGGAAAGGGGAAGGAACUUUGCGGCUACCCUGGCUUCGAGGUUAGCUGCAAAGGAAGGGAAACUAUGUAUGGCAACUUGUCCAUCCGAAGCAUCUCUUAUGAGAAGCGGUCCUUUCAGUUAGCCACUCAGAAUAUGAAUGACAGCGGUUGCUUUGUUCCUCAUCCCUUCCCCCAUAUUCGCUAUUAUCUCUUCCAAAACUCCAGUUCCCAAUAUUACCUAAAGUUCUUCUAUGGCUGCACUGAUACAUUUUCUACGGACUUGCCUCAAUCUCGGCUAAGUUGCACUUCCGAUCAAUUAAAUUUCACGUUUGUUGUCCUAACACGUGGGGUAAAAUGGCCAAUACAGAAGGAUGGAUUCUGUAAUUCAAGCGGUAGAAUACCGGUUGAACUGAAGGAGGGAAUCCCCAACCCAACCAUAAAUAGUGUUGAUUACAGGAAGCUCCUGAAGGAUGGGUUCACAUUGAACUGGACCUUGUCGACCAAUAAGAGGUGUACCGCGUGCAGACACAGUGGAGGCCGAUGUGGCAGAUCAAAUGACGAAGAAUUUGUUUGCUAUUGCUCCGAUGGUUCUAGUCGCAAAAAUUGUGAUGCUGGUGUCGGAAUUGGAGUCUCAGUCACUGCCCUGUGCCUAUUCAUCUAUAUGAUCUACUUGAGAAGGAAGUAUGCUUCUCUUAAAUUUCAUCUGAAGAACACUCCUUGCCCUUCCUCUGGUCUAGACAUGGAGGAAAGCAGUGUAUACUUUGAGGUCCCCAUUUUCACUAGUGGCGAACUUGAAGAAGCCACAAAUAAUUUUGCUUCUUCCAAUGAACUUGGAGAUGGAGGUUUCGGAACUGUUUACUACGGAAAACUUCGGGAUGGGAGGGAAGUAGCAGUGAAGCGCCUAUACGAGCACAGCUACCGCAGGGUAAAGCAAUUUAUAAAUGAAGUAGAAAUCCUAACCCGUUUACGGCACAAAAACCUCGUGUCUCUGUACGGUUGCACUUCUCGCCACAGCCGUGAACUUCUACUCGUCUAUGAGUACAUCUCGAAUGGCACAGUCGCUGAUCAUAUCCACAGCCAGCGAGCAAACUCAUCUCCUACAUUGCCAUGGCAAAUCCGUAUGAAUAUCGCCAUAGAGACUGCUACUGCCCUAACUUACCUCCAUGCUUCAGAAAUCAUCCACCGUGAUGUGAAAACUAAAAACAUUCUUCUCGAGGAGAAUUUUGGCGUUAAAGUUGCAGAUUUCGGGCUUUCAAGGCUAUUCCCCGAUGAUGUCUCUCAUAUCUCAACAGCUCCUCAAGGGACUCCAGGUUAUGUGGACCCCGAGUACCAUCAAUGCUUCCAGCUCACUGAUAAGAGUGAUGUUUAUAGCUUUGGAGUUGUUCUCAUCGAGCUUAUAUCAUCCAAGCCAGCUGUGGACAUAAGCAGAGAGAGACACGAGAUUUGUUUGGCCAAUUUUGCCAUAAACAAGAUCCGGAAAUGUGCACUUGGCGAGUUGAUUGACCCGACCCUAGGAUUUGAGUCAGAUAGUGAAAUUCGUAGGAUGACAACUUCAGUAGCAGAGCUGGCUUUCCAGUGCUUGCAGCGGGACAAGGAAAUAAGGCCUUCAAUGAAUGAGGUUUUGGAAGAACUGAAGGCUAUUGUGCGUUAUGAGAAUGCUGUGAACAAAUCUGUCGAUGCAGAUGAGGGUGAAGAUGCCCUUGUGCCAUCUCCGAUGAAUAAUGACAAAGUCCAGCUAUUGAAGAACAUGCGGUUGACUCAUUCUCCUGUUUCAGUAUGUCAAAAAUGGGCCAGCAGUGGUAGCAGUUGUUCUGCUCCCGUUGCUGAUGUUUAAAUUUUCCUCAUAGCUGUUUGUAAGAUUUAUUGCAGCAUGAGAACGCAAGUUGAGAUGUCACCAAUUUCAUUGCCUGGUCUUAAUAUGGAGGAAUGUAUGUGGUAAUA
Messenger RNA from Eucalyptus grandis, 2090 nucleotides. RefSeq names its product LEAF RUST 10 DISEASE-RESISTANCE LOCUS RECEPTOR-LIKE PROTEIN KINASE-like 1.2. The record is from RefSeq and is a predicted model, not a curated record. The transcript has 3 exons. Gene Ontology annotation, molecular function: polysaccharide binding; protein kinase activity; ATP binding. The coding region runs from base 1 to 1983 and encodes 660 amino acids. Gene Ontology annotation, biological process: protein phosphorylation. Lineage: Eukaryota; Viridiplantae; Streptophyta; Magnoliopsida; Myrtales; Myrtaceae.